Alexandromys fortis (reed vole) is the source of this 4514-nucleotide messenger RNA. It is a transcript of the gene Pop7, whose product is annotated as POP7 homolog, ribonuclease P/MRP subunit. The record is from RefSeq and is a predicted model, not a curated record. Gene Ontology annotation, biological process: tRNA 5'-leader removal. Lineage: Eukaryota; Metazoa; Chordata; Mammalia; Rodentia; Cricetidae. The transcript is spliced from 4 exons. Gene Ontology annotation, cellular component: ribonuclease MRP complex; nucleolar ribonuclease P complex; nucleus. The coding region runs from base 3874 to 4296 and encodes 140 amino acids. Gene Ontology annotation, molecular function: nucleic acid binding.
CACCGUGCGGGUUUGGGGGGGAAACGCGAGCGCGCAGUGAUUUAGAAGCGGUCGGGGUGAAAGGAUUUCCUGGUGGGCAGGAGGAGCGGCUGUUCAAAGCCAGCCUGGGCUACAGAGGAAGACCCUGUCUCAGCGAGCCAAUGAACACAUCCUGCACUCCAGCGCUUAGGAGCAGUUUCCAGGCCAGCCUGGGCGCGAGACCUGGGCUCAAAAAAAUAAACCAAAGAAAGCUGAAGGCAUGCACCCCAUGCUGGACACAGUUUUGAACAUUGUUUCUGUGUAUUAUCUGGAAGCUAUCCGGCAUCUCCAACUGUGGCCUAUUCCUUGGAAACCUACUGUGGGCAUUCCUGCCAUUCCUGGAGAGUUUUUGUUUGUCUGUCUGAGGUUCUGUUGUUGUCUUGCAGUCCUGGGGCUUGGACCAGCCUGCUCCGGGGAUGCACCAGGAUGCACCCCAGCCUUGCGUACUCUAUUUGCUGUUGGCUUGGCUUGGUUUUUGCACCGUACUGUGCAGCCAGGCCAGCCUGACGCUCACAAUCCUCCAUCUGCUGUCACACGUGUUCACCACCAGACCCUCCCCCUGUAAAAUCUUAAAUGCUCAGAGGGGUCCUUCUUGGGUCACUCACUCUGUAUUCCAGGCUAGCCUCAAGCUCACAGAGAUCCGCCUGCCUCUGCGUCCUGAGUGCUGGGAUUAAAGGGUGCCAGCACUACCAGGCUUUUGGAGUAUUUUCUUGAUAAACCUUGAUGACUUUUCCUAAGAUGACACACACAAGGAUAAAAGGUUCAGUUCUAUCCUCGGCUAUACCGUAAGUUGGAGGCCAGGUACUUGGAUACCUUUUAUCCUCUUGCCUUCACCUCCUGCGUGCCUGGACCAACCAUAUGCCUCCGCGCCCAGGAUCCUGAGUGCCUGGACCAACCAUAUGCCUCCGCGCCCAGGAUCCUGAGUGCCUGGACCAACCAUAUGCCUCUUGUUCUCCUGCUCUUCUGGUCUUUCAUGAAAGUCUAAUUUUUGAGACAGUGUCUUACAUUGGAGUCUGGAGCUCUCUAGCUCAAGCUGGCCUCAUGACAACCCUCCCACCUCAGCUUAAGUGCUUGUGUUACAGAUGUGAGACAUCAUGCCCAGCCUUAACGGUUUGUAACUUUUUAUUUUCACAUUUACUUAUUUUGAGUGUGUUUGGGGAGCGUAUGUGUGUAGAGGUCAGAGGACAACUUGUUGGAUUGAACUUUCCUUUCCUACUAUGUGGGCCCAAGGGACCCAGCCCAGCUCUGGUCCUUAGACUUCAAAGCAGGUGGCUUUACUUGAAAUUCUGACAAACUGUAGUUUUAUCUUUGUCCCCCACCCAUCUCUGGACUUGUUGCUUACUAGUCUCUUGGAAUUUUAUUUACUUAUGUGUUUGCAUUGGUGUUUUGCCACGGGUUUCGGGUCAGUUGUGAGCUGCCAUGUGGGUACUAGGAAUUGAACCCAGGUCCUCUGGAAGAGCAGUCAGUGCUCUUUAACCAUUGAGCCAUCUCUCCAGCCCUGGAUUAGCCUCUUGAAGGGCUCCCUUACAUUUUCCCCAAAUGCUUUAUAGUUACCAGUUUCUUAUUUAGACCCACUGCCCACGCUAUGUUGUUGUUUCUCGAGACAGGGUUUCUCUGUGUAGCCCUGGAUUUCCUGGAACACACUCUGUAGACCAGGCUGGCCUCGAACUCAGAGAUCUGCCCACCUCUGCCUCGAGAGUGCUGGGGUUAAAGGUGUGUACCACCAGCCGAGCUCCGCGCUAUGUUAUUUCCCCGGGCUGUUUCGGCAGCACCCGAACCACUAUCCUUUCGCACUGUGCUAUGUUUGCAUUUCUGUCAAAAAAUGGAUUGGCUGGGAGAUGGUAGCAAGUGCGGGGCUCCAUCCCUGGUGCUGCAUAAAUCAGGUGUGCUGGCCCACACCUCGGAUUCCCUCACUUGGCAGAUGGAGGCAGGAGGACCAGAACCUCAAGGGCAUUCUCAGCAAGUUUGAUGUCAGCCUGGAUGGAAGAGACCCUUUCUCAGAAGGGUUUGUUGUGCUUGUGUGUUUCUGAGAUCUCUGUUUUAUUGACGUUUGUAUCUCUACACCUGCCAGCAGCACACUCUUCUUAAUGAAUGUACUGACAUGGUUAAGCCUUAAGGGGCCAGCAAAUGGCUCAGAGUGCAAAGCGCUCGCUGUGUGAGCCUUUGACCCCAGAACCCAUGUAAAGGUUGAGGAAUUCCACCACAGAAUGUCAUACAUGUGCCCCAUCAUCGUAUACACAACCAUCACAAAGGGUUUUUAAAGUACAUGUCUAUUUUUUUUUCUUUUUGGCUUUUCAAGAUAGGGUUUCUCGAUGUAGCCCUGGCUGUCCUGCAACUCACUUUAUAGUCCAUUCUGGCCUCGUUCUCUUAGAGAUCCUCCUGGCUCUGCCUCCCAAAAGCUGGGAUUAAAGGCAUGUGUCACCACCACCUAAUUUUUUUUUUUUUAUGUUUGUGUCUGUGUGAGUGUCUGGGCACCCACAUUGGCCAGAAGAGCAUGCCAGGCCUCCUGAAGCUGGAGGUAAGGUGGUUGUGAGCUACCCAGCCUGGAUACUGGGAACUAAACUCAGAUCCUCCGGGAGUCACCUUUGAAGAGCAGCAAGCGCUCUUAACUGCUGGGACAAUAUGAGCCCAACAGCUUGGAAAGAUUAUUUUAUCUGCCUUUUCAUAAGUUUUAGGAUAAAUUUUAUCGAGGUGGCACAGUGGUGCACACCUGUAACACAAGCACCGGGGAGGCCAAGGCUAGCCUGAGCUACACAGCUAAACCCUAGCCUCCCCACCAAAAAGAUUUCUGGUCUAUAUCUGCAACUCUUUCUGAGCCUUCACCUAAACAAGCACAUUGAUGUCUGGAAUAUCAAGCCUUGCAUUUCAACAUAAAUCCCGGAGGCUAGGGAUGUCCGUCAGUCGAUGGUGCCCGCUAAUCCCAGCACUCACAAGGUGGAGGCAAGGAGACCAGAAGUUCAUGGUCAUCUUUGGCUGUAUAGCACUGAGCAAAGUUCUCUUUCCAACCUUCAGAUUCUGCCUAGGUAGGUGGCCAAAUACAGGUUUUACUCAUUUCUGUAGGGAUCUGUCCAAAGGCUUUAUCAAUCUGGACAGAGAGCCAGGUCCCCACUACUAAGGGGCUAGGAACCCAAGUCCCUGUCCCUUCCACCAGAGGGCAGCACCUCGUGACUCGCGGGUGGCGGGUAGCAGCCGGCGUGCAGCGGUGAGGUGUGGCGGGAAGCUGCAAACGCUAGGCACCUAGUGUGGGUCCCCUGCAGAGGGAGGAGGCCAAGGUGGACAUCCGGCCUUCUCUCGAGCCCUUCGCUCUCUCUGCGUCCGGGGCUGCUAGGAUCUGGGGAGGGAGAGCAGCUCAGACGUGCGACAGACGUGGAUUCCAGCCUUGCCUCCCGGCCCCUGGGCGACCGCAGCUCCUACACUGCCCCGAACCCCCCCUUCCUAAUCCUGCCAGUCUCCAGAACCGACCCCCGCCGGCGUCCUCGAGUCCCGCCCAGCGGAGAGGAGGGCAACCGGGGACCUCGGCCCACGCCCCUCUUAGCCCCACCUCUGGCAGCUGGCCCCGCCCCCAAGAGUCCGGAAGUCUCGCGAGACUGAAGCGCCCCCGCGCAUGCGCGCGAGGAACGCCGUGGGCAGGAGAACGGAGGCCGGGAAGGCUACGAGCCGACCGGUUCCGGCUUGGGGACGGGGUUGCGCGUGCGCAGUGCGUCGCCCUCGUCGGCGCGCUUCUCCGGCGUUCCUGUUCCGAUCGCUUCUUCAUUGUUUUUUUUCUGAGGGUCGCGGGCGGCGGCGUCCAGUCGGGUCGGUCGGCGAGCCGCACGCGAGCGAAAGGGCACCGUGGAACAGAGAAGGGCCGAAAGCAUGGCGGAAAACAGAGAACCCCGUGGUGCCAUCGAGGCCGAGCUGGACCCCGUGGAGUACACCCUUCGGAAACGACUUCCUCACCGCCUGCCCCGGAGGCCCAAUGACAUUUAUGUCAACAUGAAGACUGACUUUAAGGCCCAGCUAGCCCGCUGCCAAAAGCUGCUGGACGGAGGCAGUCGAGGGCAGAACGCAUGCGCUGAGAUUUACAUCCACGGCUUGGGCCUGGCCAUUAACCGCGCCAUCAACAUCGCCCUGCAGCUGCAGGCAGGCAGCUUUGGGUCCCUCCAGGUGGCUGCCAAUACCUCCACCGUGGAGCUGGUGGAUGAGCUGGAACCAGAGACCGACUCCCGAGAGCCACUGACCAGGAUCCGGAACAACUCAGCCAUCCACAUCCGGGUCUUCAGGGUCACACCCAAGUAAUCGAAGCAGACUCACCCAUCAAUUCCUUUGCACACACACGCAUCCAGGCUCCGUGUGGCUGAGGUUGCUGCUGGUUCGUAUGGCUCUUGUUCUGGGCAUGGACCUCUUGUCAGAGCCUUGUAAGAAAACACAUGUUCCCUCAGCCUAGAGGACUAAAUGGAGAGCCAAGACGUGAAUCCUCCUUGUCCUGUACAAUAAAAGUAUCGAGUUGUGUUGGU